UUUAGCGUAGUUGCAGCGUUGUAUAUUUUACAACAGUUAUGAUUGCAAUUCCAAUGAACGUGCUUGUAUUUAUCGGUCUGUUAUAUUUUUAGUUUAUUCGAAACUAAUGAAUGAUAGUUUUCGCAAAUUGUAGAUAGUGGGAUUUGGUCCUUAAUCUUGAGAUAAGUAUCAUCUAAAUAUGAAAUAAAAAUUGCACAUAAUCCAGAAGUACUUCAGAUAUUCAUCACGAUGGAGGGUUUAAUUUACGAUGACGAUUCUAAAAUCAUUACCGUUCCUGAAAAACCACCUCAUAUACACGAGAAGGGCCUUGGAGUGAUGGUGUUUGAGACUAUGAAGAUUAAUUCGGAUCAAAUCGCUCAAGUUAAUAUGUUAACUGGGGAAUCCGAAGAUUACGACAGUUUGCUGAAGCGCUGCACGAUUAUGGCCGUGUCGAUGCGAGGGCUGGAUUUGAAGGAAGGCGAUAUGAUUUCGAUUUGCAGCGAGAACACGAUCGACUGCGCCGUGCCCUGGGUUGCGGCUCUCUUUCAGAACGUGAAAAUCUCUAGUUUAGAUCCGAGUUUAUCCGUGGAGGAAUGCGAGCAUCUUCUGGAGAUGGUCGAGUCGAAAGUCGUGUAUGUUUCGCGAGCUUCUACGAAAUUGAUCGAGGAAGUAGUGGAGAAGAUGGAAAAGAAGCCAAAGAUCGUUACAAUUCCGGAGAGAAACGAUGAUAUUUACAAAAAGGAGACGACAUUCGCUUUCGAACCUGUAGCCGUGGAUCUGAAGGAAACAGCAGUGGUUCUCUUCAGCAGCGGAACGACUGGUUUCCCGAAAGGAAUCUGCUGGUCCCAUAAGUUCCUCAUAUACUUCUGCCAACACAGGAUCUUCAACUCUUGCUUGGGAUACGCCACGAUGUAUUGGGCUUCAACAGUCUUCAACAUGGUCUGCUGUCUCUUAACGGGAAGCACCAAAUAUUUCGCUCCGCACGUCUUCAAUCCAAUAGCCAUGUGGAAUUACCUCAAGAUAUACACAAUCGAUUACGUUUUCCUUUCGCCCUAUGAUGCCAUCAACUUCAUCAAAAACAAACCGAACGCAGAUUUCGUGCCGAAAGUGCAAUUUAUGGCUAUCGCAGGUAGCAGUAUAAGUACAGCGUACAUCAAGAAACUCAAAGAGAUUCUACCGAAAACCUUGGUCGUGAACGCCUACGGCCAAACCGAACUCAUGUCCAUUUUCAGUCCGUUCCACAAGUGGAAUAAAACGAAACCAGAUUCCAUCGGCAUUCCCAUCUCUGGAAGAACUUACAAGAUUGUUGAUACGGAAACGGAAAAAGCGCUUGGUUUCAAUGAAGCGGGCGAGAUCAGGGUUAAAACCGAAUGGGUUAUGAACGGUUACUUUAAUUUAGAUUCAUCCAGCUCUUGGGAUUCGGAAGGUUUCCUGAAGACCGGCGAUAUCGGUUACUACGAUAAGGAUUUCUGCUUUUUCUUCGUGGAUAGGAUCAAGGAGAUGUUCAAGUACAAAUCCUGGCACAUCGUUCCUGCCAAGAUCGAGGCAAUCCUCAACAAGCAUCCCUCGAUUCAUCUCUCCGUAGUCAUCGGCGUUCCGCAUCCAGAGGACGACAAUCACACUUUGGCUUUAGUUCAACUGUACGAAGGGGAACAUCUGGAGGAGAAAGACGUUAUCGAGUAUAUAGAGGAUAACAUGGACGAAAGGCAUAAGCUGAACGCGGGCGUUAAAUUCGUCACGAAAUUUCCAUACACACCAACCAGUAAAAUCAACCGAAGGAAACUGAGGGAAACAACUUUAAAAGAUCUUUCUUGCUAUUAAAUACGCCAAAUUUUAAUUAAUUAAUCGCACUAUAUUAGUUUUAAGA
Nicrophorus vespilloides is the source of this 1846-nucleotide messenger RNA. RefSeq names its product luciferin 4-monooxygenase-like. Gene Ontology annotation, molecular function: long-chain fatty acid-CoA ligase activity. Bases 229 to 1800 code for a protein of 523 amino acids. Gene Ontology annotation, biological process: long-chain fatty acid metabolic process; fatty-acyl-CoA biosynthetic process. The transcript has 6 exons. NCBI's taxonomy places the organism in Eukaryota, Metazoa, Arthropoda, Insecta, Coleoptera, Silphidae. The record is from RefSeq and is a predicted model, not a curated record.